UUCAGGAGGAUGCUGCGGUUCGAUGAGGAAAAGGACUAUCGUCGGCGGGUACGCGUUCACUUGGUGGUUCGUCACCGAUGUGCAGCGACUGUCCCUGGAGGUGAUGACCCUAAAUCCGGUGUGCGAGAGCGUGGAAACGGCCCAGGGUGUACCUCUGACCGUCACCGUGGCACAGUGCAAAAUCAUGAAGGCCGACGAAUUGUUGCACACUGCCAGCGAACAGUUUCUCGGAAAGAGCGUCCACGAGAUCAAAUCCACCAUUUUGUCCACCUUGGAGGGUCAUCUGCGAGCUAUACUAGGAACGCUCUCGGUGGAGGAAGUCUACAAGGAUCGAGAUCAAUUCGCAGCUCUUGUACGGGAAGUUGCCGCCCCGGAUGUUGGCCGGAUGGGUAUCGAGAUCCUUUCAUUCAAUAAGGACGUUUACGAUGAUGUCCAGUACUUGACAUCGCUAGGUAAAGCCCAGACAGCUGCUGUUAAAAGAGACGCCGAUGUUGGUGUCGCCGAAGCAAAUCGAGAUGCCGGUAUCAGGGAAGCAGAAUGCGAGAAAUCGGCAAUGGACAUAAAAUAUAAUACUGAUACGAAGAUAGAGGACAACGCGAGACUCUAUCAAUUGCAGAAAGCUAACUUUGAUCAGGAAGUGAACACAGCUAAAGCCGAGGCUCAGUUGGCUUAUGAACUUCAAGCAGCGAAGAUAAAACAGCGGAUACGAAAUGAAGAAAUACAGAUCGAAGUUGUGGAAAGGCGCAAGCAAAUCGAGGUCGAGGAGCAAGAAGUUCGUCGAAAAGAACACGAACUUCAGAGCACAGUUCGGUUACCAGCCGAGGCUGAGUAUUAUAAAAUGGGAAGAAUAGCCGAGGGAAAAAGAACUCAGACUGUGAACGUAGCGAAAGCCGAGGCUGAGAAGAUUCGACUGCUCGGAGAGGCUGAUGCUUAUGCUCUCGAAGCUGUCGGUGUCUCGGAAGCUGAACGUAUGCGAAUGAAAGCGGCGGUUUAUAAGAAGUACGGUGAAGCCGCUAUACUCAAUAUCACUCUGAAUGCCUUGCCAAAAAUCGCGGCCGAAGUCGCGGCGCCGCUAGCGCGAACGGAAGAAAUCGUGCUUCUCGGCGGAAGCGACGCGACCGGCGGAGAAUUUACACGUCUUGUAGGACAAGUGCCACCAGCUGUACACGCAUUGACUGGGGUAGAUCUUUCCAAAGUUUUAGGAAAAAUACCAGGCGCAAAGUAAUGCGGAACA
Nylanderia fulva is the source of this 1234-nucleotide messenger RNA. NCBI's taxonomy places the organism in Eukaryota, Metazoa, Arthropoda, Insecta, Hymenoptera, Formicidae. The record is from RefSeq and is a predicted model, not a curated record.